Molecule: messenger RNA, 4840 nt
Organism: Scleropages formosus (Asian bonytongue)
Lineage: Eukaryota; Metazoa; Chordata; Actinopteri; Osteoglossiformes; Osteoglossidae
Gene: pde11a
Product: phosphodiesterase 11a
Exons: 20
Coding region: 261-2990 (909 amino acids)
Biological process (GO): signal transduction
Molecular function (GO): 3',5'-cyclic-nucleotide phosphodiesterase activity; protein binding
Source: RefSeq, a predicted model, not a curated record
CGCUCUCAUCACUGGUCCAGAGCAGCGGCGGCGCGCGGCGCCUCACAGAGCUGUCAGGACAGGAGCGGCAGCAUCGCGGCGCGCGGAUCACAGCGCUCGCGGUCCGAGGGGAUGGAGGCGCGCGGCGAGCGCUCUGUUUACAGCGCCACGAAGUGCCCCGUGCGUCUGCCGCGCGCUCCGCGUGAACAUCACCGCCCGGCGUCUCAGUAGCUGUGUGCGCGCGCGCUUCUCGCGGGUGUCCGGCGUCCGCCGCCAGAGACAUGGCCGCGCGAAGUUUGGACUUCUCCGACGUGGAAAGUUUCCUGGACAAGCACCCCGAGCUCCUGGAGGACUACCUCAACAGGAAGGGCAAGUACAGCAUGGUGGAGCGCUGGCUGCGCACCCACCAGGCGCCCAGGAGCACCGGCGGCUCGAACCCGAACCCGAGCCCGGCGAGCCCUGCGAGCCCGAGUCCCGGCUGCCCCGGGGACGCCCAGGACAGGAGCGCGCCCAGGGACAGCUGGGCGAGCCGCAGCGACGGGCUGCGCAGACGCGCCUCCCAGAAGGAGCUGCGCAAGACGUUCGCGCGCUCCAAGGCCGUGCACGCGAACCGCACGUACGACGAGCAGGUGAACUCGCGCGCGCAGGAGCCGCUGAGCAGCAUGCGCAGGAGAGCGCUGCUGAGGAAGGCCAGCUCGCUGCCCCCCACCACGGCCCACAUCCUGAGCGCGCUGCUCGAGUCGCGCGUGAACAUCCCGCAGUACCCCUCCACGGCCGUGGACUACAAGUAUUACCUGAAGGAGCACAACGAGCGCGAGUUCUUCCUGGAGCUCGUGAAGGACAUCUCCAACGACCUGGACCUCACGAGCCUCAGCUACAAGAUCCUGGUGUUCGUGUGCAUCAUGGUGGACGCGGACAGGUGCUCCCUGUUCCUCGUGGAGGGCACGGCCAACAAGAAGACCCUCGUGUCCAAGUUCUUCGACGUACACGCGGGCACGGCCGUGCUGCCCUCCCUCAGCAACUCGGACGAGGUGCAGGUGCCCUGGGGGAAGGGCAUCAUCGGAUACGUGGCCGAGCACGGCGAGACCGUUAACAUCCCCGACGCGUACCAGGACCGUCGCUUCAGCGAUGAAAUCGACAAGCUGACCGGGUACAAGACCAAGUCGCUGCUGUGCAUGCCCAUCCGCAACAGCGACGGCGAGAUCAUAGGCGUCGCUCAGGCCAUCAACAAAAACCCGGGCGGCGCCCUGUUCACCGACGAUGACGAGAAGGUGCUGCAGAUGUACCUCCCAUUCUGUGGAAUCGCCAUCUCCAACGCCCAGCUCUUUGCUGCCUCCAGGAAGGAGUACGAGCGGAGCAGAGCCCUGCUUGAGGUGGUCAACGACCUGUUUGAGGAGCAGACGGACCUGGAGAAGAUCGUAAGGAAGAUCAUGCAGCGCGCCCAGACUCUGCUCAAGUGCGAGCGCUGCUCCGUGCAGCUGCUGGAGGACAUCGAGUCUCCGGUGGUGAAAUUCACCAAGUCCUUCGAGCUGCUGUCCCCAAAAUGCAGCGCGGACGCCGAGAGCAGCUUUAAGGACAGCAUGGAGAAGUCGUCAUACUCGGACUGGCUCAUCAACAACAGCAUCGCAGAGCUGGUGGCUUCCACCGGCCUUCCCGUGAACAUCAGCGACGCGUACCAAGACCCGCGCUUUGAUGCCGAGGCCGAUCAGUUCUCCGGCUUCCACAUCCGCUCCGUGCUCUGCGUGCCCAUUUGGAACAGCAACCACCAAAUAAUUGGGGUGGCCCAGGUGCUGAACAGGCUGGACGGGAAGCCGUUCGACGACGCGGACCAAAGGCUCUUCGAGGCUUUUGUCAUCUUCUGUGGCCUUGGCAUCAACAACACCAUCAUGUACGACCAGGUGAAGAAAUCGUGGGCGAAGCAGUCUGUGGCUCUCGACGUCCUGUCUUACCAUGCAACCUGUUCUAAGACAGAGGUGGACAAGUUCAAGGCGGCGAACAUCCCCCUCGUCUGCGAGCUGGGUAUCGACAAGCUGUCCUUCGACGACUUCUCCCUGGAUGCGGACGCCAUGAUAACGGCGGCUCUACGUAUGUUCAUGGAGCUCGGCAUGCUGCAGAGGUUCAAGAUUGACUACGAGACGCUCUGCAGGUGGCUGCUGACGGUGAGGAAGAACUACCGCAUGGUGCUCUACCACAACUGGCGGCACGCCUUCAACGUGUGCCAGUGCAUGUUCUCCAUGCUGACCACUGCUGGCUUCCAGGAGACCCUUACUGAGCUGGAGAUCCUGGCUCUUAUCGUGGGCUGCAUCUGCCACGACCUGGACCAUCGCGGGACCAACAAUGCUUUUCAAGCCAAGACGGGCUCGGCUCUAUCGCUGCUGUACGGCACCUCGGCCACAAUGGAGCACCAUCACUUCAACCACGCCGUCAUGAUCCUGCAGAGCGAGGGCCACAACAUCUUUUCCAACCUGUCUUCCCGGGAGUACAGUGACGUGAUGCAGCUCCUGAAGCAGUCCAUCUUGGCGACGGACCUCACGCUGUACUUCGAGAACAGGAACACUUUCUUCGAGCUGGUCAAUAAGGGCGAUUACAACUGGAACGUGAAGAGCCACAGAGACAUGUGCAGGUCCAUGUUGAUGACAGCGUGUGACCUGGGAGCAGUGACCAAGCCCUGGGAAAUAUCGAGAAAGGUGGCGGAGCUGGUCACCAGCGAGUUCUUCGAGCAAGGGGACAGGGAGCGAUCCGAGCUGAAGCUCACGCCAUCUGCCAUUUUCGAUCGGAACAGAAAGGACGAACUUCCCGGACUGCAGCUGGAGUGGAUCGACGGCAUUUGCGCCCCGUUGUACGAGACUUUGGUCAAGCUGAACCCGAAGCUGCAACCCACGGUCGACCUGAUCCGGGACAACAGGUCCAAGUGGGAAGAGCUCCACAGAGAGCGCCAGCUCAGCCGGGACGGCGUCCUGAGCGACGGCGGCGGCGGCGGGGCCCCCCCGGCCCCAGAGAACACGAGCUAGCUCCUCCGAGCCCAACCUUCCGGGCUUCUCCUCCCGGCCUCUCGCCCUCUCGGCUUCUUUGCCAGAAUCUGCAGCCUUGAGCAACAGGUUGUGCUGUGCAUGCAGAGUUUGUAGCGCUCUGCUCUUAGCUUUCGCUGCCCUCCUCCUCUCCUCGGGGCGGGCGUCCGCUUGGCCACGCGUUAGUCAGGACAGAUGUAGGUUUCUGCCUUCCUGCCAAGACCUUUUGCAUGGGACUCAGGGGCGCCUUGUAGAUAGAGACCGCGGCGGUGCCAGAGGUCCCCGCGCUGACCGAGGGAGGGCCGACACGCGGCGCCACGCGAGAGGGACGGCUGGCCGGAUGGCCGGACGCCUCCGCAACCGCAUUUGUCAUCCUGUCAAGCCGUGGUGUUGCGGAGCGAGACGGGCUAACAGACGGGGUGUCGCUAGUGGGUGUCCUGCGCGUUUCGCCAGCGUGACCCCCGGGACGCACCCAUCCCACGCUUCCCGGCAGCCCUCCGGGUCAGGACCGGCAACUCUUUUCUACUGUACAUAUACGUACUCUAUGUGUUUUAUAGCGGCCGCACUCAACGGCGGACAUCUCACACGAGUUAGUGCUACGGCUUUGCGACGCGUUAGCGAGACCCCCGGCCUGCGGUCGGGCAGGGAAAAGGCACGACAUCCUCCCCUCCCUCGGCAUCUCCGCACACGGGCCGGACGCAGCGCGCCAUGUUUAUGAGCGCACGCCAAUACGACAUUCCGUCGCGGCGUUGGCUCCCGUCCCCCGCCUCAUCCAAAUUCGCUUAACGUACAUUGGCGCCCGUCCACGUGACGGCCAACACAAUUUCAAGAAACAGCGGCGUCAAAGGCCCACCGCCGCUCAUUGGUUAGUAUGGAGAAAUAAGUGCCGUAAAGUAAUUGGAACAUCGAGACUGCUGUACUGCACGCCGGUGCUACAGUAAAAACAGAAAGUUUCUGAGAAACACGCAGCAAACGUACUGAACGCCAGCGUUUCGGCCGUUUAGAAGGUUUUCAUUUUCAAAGACUCGCAAGAACGGAUGAUUCGGGCCGACAUUGUGAUUCCAGCAGAGUCGGCGAUAACUCGACUCGACGAGGGCUCGGCACGACACUCCUUUAAUUCCCCGGAACACGGGCCCAUAUUAGACGCGCCGACAUUAGUCCUGAAAUGCAGGAAUGACGACGGCGUUAACGACAUGGAGGCCGGAUCGUUGCACGCUGAGAUGCUGUAGGCGUACGCUGAUACCUUAAUACGGGUGCACUUUAAAGCAAGCAAAUUAUGGCAUAAAUUUACCAGACCACUGUCCCCCAGUGCAGUUAAAAACGAAAGACAGCCCUGAUGUGAAAGGUGAUUACUACGGCGUUUUUACAUACUGCUAAAUAAAUACACGUCUUUAAUUCCUAAUGUCACGAGAGACCAGUGAGCAACAUAGACAUAUUUGGAAUUUAUUAUGGAUGAUAUUUCAUCAUUGUAGACUUGAGGCACCUGCAGUUCAUGUACCAGGCAGAAGAAAAUUAACUGUUCCAGCACUAUACAUCCGGUUUGUAAAACUGGACCAUUGCGCAGCGAGGACAUCCGUCCGUCGUUUUGUCAUUAACUGAUGAUGCAUGGAUUGCGAAGCAUAGCGAGUUAAGUAUCGAAUAAACCGUCUCCGUACUCUCUUUUUCGGUUGUGACCUACGGUACGAACGCUUUCGCAUUAAAAGGGGCAAAAUAUUUUCAGGUUCCUGCUUCUAUUUGUUUGGCCGCGAUCGGCGUCGGCGUUUUAUCAGUUUGCACCUUGGCAUGAUAUUUGUAAAUGGCCAGUGUUUUUGUUAAGUUUGUCAAAAUAAAUCUGCUGCAAAUCACCCUUUGUC